This is a messenger RNA of Phanerochaete carnosa HHB-10118-sp, 2494 nucleotides long. RefSeq lists its product as uncharacterized. Gene Ontology annotation, cellular component: fungal-type vacuole membrane. NCBI's taxonomy places the organism in Eukaryota, Fungi, Basidiomycota, Agaricomycetes, Polyporales, Phanerochaetaceae. Bases 426 to 2330 code for a protein of 634 amino acids. Gene Ontology annotation, biological process: macroautophagy. The transcript has 6 exons. The record is from RefSeq and is a predicted model, not a curated record.
AUGUCACCAUAUUCUAUGAAAUCCGUGCAGCUGGCGGACGACACACGAGCGUUUGCUCUGCAACCACUUGGAUUUGCAAUAUUAAUACCGCCGAUGACGACCCUUCGGAACCAUCCUGCUGAGGAGAAACGCGGAAGGGUGGAGGACGCCCACAGCUGCUUGCUCGAUGGCCGUUUCGGCAGGCCCGUCUCUCCACGGUAUGACCACGUCUAUCAUUCUUCGUAACGGCGGCAGACGACGCAAAAGGCGCACUAUACUCCAAUGCGGAGCACUGGAGGCCAUCACAGCGAUGCAUCGGUCCAGGGCAAGACCUCUGGGCCUCGAAUCAGCUGCGGAACAGCAUGACGCCCGCAACGCAGCCUAUUUGAACAAGACAUGACGACGCCUCCUGUCUGCGAACGCCUUGUCCUCUCGCUGCGACUACCAUGUUGGCCCGCAGCCUCGUCGCGCUGCUCAGCAGUGCCCUUGUCGUAGCCGCCGUGCCCGGCGGACAGCCAUUCCAUCCGUAUGAAGACUACGAUAAUCAUGGGCAUGCCCAGUGGGUCGCCGGGCUCUUCGACAGCCAGCACCCCGGCAUGCCGAAGAUGCCUGGCCUGCCCGUACCGCCGGGCCAUACGCCGCACCCUCCCCAUCAUGCACCUCCCAAGGUGGAAGACAAGACCAUCUACCAGGCCCUCGAGGAUGACGAGAGGUUCUCCCGCCUCCACAAGGUGGUAAAGUUCUCAGAAGAGAUCACUUCUCUGUUGAAUGACUCCUCUCAGAGUCUAACCUUCUUCGCCAUACCCGAUCGCGCUUUGAAGCAGCCGAAGCAUCGCCAUGGCAAGCAUAAGCAUCAAAAGAACACAGAGUUCGAUGAAAUUGGCGUCGAAGCGUUCUUCAGCGGCGCUAUCACGGCUGAGGCCGCCGACGAGCUCGAAUUGUUUGCCGCCCUUGAGGGGUUCGUCAACGACCAGCUUCUCGAGAUUGACGAGGACGAUGAUGAGGAUAAGGAACGCAAGAAAAAGGUUAUCAAGAAGAUUAUCACCGCCGUUCUCAAGUAUCAUAUCCUGCCCGGAGAGUUUGUUGCCCAUGACCUCGCGAAGAACCUUACGCACCCGACGGCGCUGACGCUCAGUGACGGUUCAUUCCACGGCGAGCCUUUGCGUCUGCGCGUGGAACAGCCGCCACGUCUUGUGAAGCCGACUCUGACCCUGAAUUUCUAUUCCAAGGUCGUGUAUGCAGACGUCAAAACUAAAAAUGGGCUGGUUCAUGUUUUGACUCAUCCUCUGUUCCCGCCUCCGUCCACCUUCACCACACUUUUUGCUUUCUCCGACGUGUUUUCCACCUUGACAUCUGCUAUCCAACGUGUCGAGUUCACUGACGCUGUUGACUGGCAUUGGGUCAAAGAGUCGAAGACUUUGGAAGGCAGUCCCGCCAUAACGUUCUUCGCUCCAACCAAUAAGGCUUUCCAUCGCUUGCCGAGACGGCUCAAGUUUUACCUCUUCUCGCCGUUUGGUCAGCGAGCACUGAAGAAAAUUCUGUCCUUCCACACUGUGCCUGAGUUCAUCUUGCAUAGUAAUUGGGUGCACAACGCCUCUGAUGAAGAUGUGGCAAUCCGAAGCGACAGCGUUCGGCUCGAGGAAGACGAGUACGAACAGAUCCCGUCCGCUUUCGAUAACGAAGACUUUGGCCUGCAGUUAGAGCAACUUCCUUAUCCUAUGGGACAUGGAGCUGUGCGGAAUCCCUUCUACAGGCCUGAGGAAGGACCUAUCAACAUCGGACGAGACUCGGUGAAGAACGUCGAUGGGGAGUGGCAAUGGCGCGAGGAGCGUCUCAGUUCUGGCCAGCUGUGCACUAUUCCUACGCUCCUGCCUGGUGGCUUGAAGAGCCAAAUGUGCAAGAUGGAUCUUGGAAAAUGCGGUUGCAGGGUCUUGCCUGGUAUCCGCCCGCCACAAUGCUGUAACCCCGUCUCGCAUCCUCCGCAUCCUCCACCCCACCACGGGCCCUUCCCGCACCCGAAGCCCGUCUUCUCUGCCAACAUCACUCUACCGACGCUGCUCCCCAACCACACGCUCUCUGUGCAUGUCAGGCAAAUUCAUUCGAUCUUGCCUCACCGCGGAUACACCACUCUCGUCUUCGUCAACGGUAUAUUCGCUGUGUCUGAUGUUCCUGCGCGCAACGGUGCAGUACACGUCGUAGACAGACUGAUUAGUCCCCGCAGGCACUCGUCCCACGGUGCGUUGAGCGAUGAUGGCGAAGAUUUCGACUCCUGGGAGAAGCAGGUUGAGCGUGAUGAUCAAGAUUGGGAGGAGUGGGAAGAGUGGUUGCCUCGAUGGGCUGCGGAAGAUUGAGAAGAUGUCGUGCGAAGCGUAGCAGUCACGUCAUACCGAAGGUUUGUAAGUCAAUGUUUUGUUUCAGCCCGUGAUAAGUGUCAAACGAGCAAAUGCUCAUGUACCGAGAUGGAACCUGUGGAUAAAUGUAUAAUGUAUUCUCUGAGAUUGUUGAGCCUGCUUUC